Molecule: messenger RNA, 513 nt
Organism: Vespa crabro (European hornet)
Lineage: Eukaryota; Metazoa; Arthropoda; Insecta; Hymenoptera; Vespidae
Product: IQ domain-containing protein K-like
Exons: 2
Coding region: 1-513 (170 amino acids)
Source: RefSeq, a predicted model, not a curated record
AUGAUGUUUUCUAGAUUAGCCAAAGAAUAUAUCGCCGGGAAUGAAAUUUGUUCUGGUUGUUAUCAGGAUGUAGAAACUAAUAAUAAUAACGUUCAAUGUCAAAGAGCAGAAAGUUUUUCUUUAGAAGAGUUAAAUAUCAAUGAUAAACAAGAGGAAAAUUUGUGGCAAUCUAUUAUCGACGAGUACGAGAAAAAACAAUCAGAGUACACCGAAUGGAAAAAAGAAAAGGAACGUUCGUCGAUCGUAAUACCUUAUCAAGAUGGACUAUCUAACUAUUUGAAUAGAAAAAUAUUUCCUUUAUUAUUACCAGCGAUGGAAAAUAUGCUAGUCGAAGCUCGUCGAUGGGACGCUCUUCGAAUACAAAAGUGUCGAUUUAAUGGCCUUGAUUAUUUGGCUGAAAUUUUGUGGAAUCUUAAUCCAAAAUAUCCAAAACGUGCACUUAAAUGGCACACGGUAUUUGAGAUACCGCAAUUUAAGUUAUUAUUACGUUUACAGUACGGUCGAAUGAGGUAG